AGGGGGAGGCCCGUCGGAAUGGCUGAACGAACUCCUGAGUCAGUACGCGUAGAGACUCCACGGGGAGCACUUGCUGUCUAAUGUCAGUCAACCUUCUGUCUCAUUGUCAUUCCCCUUUUUCUCGUGAAACCAGUCGUUUUUUUUUUGUCAAAAUUUUUUUAUUAUUUUUAUUAAUUAACAUAACAGUGCUGUGCCACGAGUAUUAAUUACGACACCGGAAGUCACUUGCAAUAUCGUGUAAUGAUGUCGUAUGAUUAUCCGCAUCCGGUUUCGAGGACUUAUCAAUACAAAAAGAUAACGAAGCCGCUUCUCGAGAGAAAAAGACGCGCACGAAUUAAUCGAUGUCUGGAAGAACUGAAAGAUCUAAUGGUCGAUGCCUUAGAGACUGAAGGAGAGAACAUUAGUAAACUGGAGAAAGCCGAUAUUUUGGAAUUGACGGUUCGUCAUUUGCAACGACUCCAAGCUUCGAGACCUUCAGGAUUGUCUAUUUCUGCAUGUCCAAAUGAAGAUUCAUCUGCCGAAAGUAAAUGGGAAUCUGGAUUUGGUCACUGUGCUUCAGAAGCUUGCAGAUUUCUGUCAUCACUUCCGGGAGAAGCUGCAGACAGACUUGCCAGACAUCUUGCGAGUGGUCUUCAAUCACCAAGACCCAAUAAUGGACAGGACGUUUCAAGAGCAGCUCUCGUAUCCCCCACGCUUAAAAACUUGGAGAGAACCGCUAAUGUAAUUGCACCUUGUCAGUCCCCCAAUUCUUCAAUCGAAACCGGUACAUCAGUUAUUAUCGAAAAAAGAUCACUGUCUCCGAAUGAAAAAAACCAGUAUCUUCCCACUUCAGAAACGAAUGGUCAUUUUGAAUCUCUCAAAUCACCUUACUUGAGACCACAAACAACCUUAAAUUCCGAAAAUCUCCGAUCAUCGAUUGUAAAUCGAAAUUCGGAUUUAAUUUCCAAAAAUUGUGAUUUCAAAUCUGAUGAUCUUUACCAAAAAAAUUCGAGAACGAGAAUUGAUAAUUCCGAAUCGAUUAUUGAUGACGAGGAAGAAAUUGAUGUUGUCCGAAUCGACGAUCCUAGCGAUCCUAUGUGGAGGCCUUGGUAAUACAGUUUUUUAUUUCUACGAUUGAUGAUUAAGUUUUUCUAAAGAUGCAGUUAAAAAUUUUUACUCAGCGUUGCAAAGUAUUUUGAUUAUUAUCAUAAUUAUUAAUUAAUUAAUUAAUCCUUAAUUGAUUUUAGAAAAUACUGAACUAUUGGAUAAGUAAUGAUCAUGUUAAUUAGUUAAUAAGGGGCCAUACUUAAACUACGUAUAUUUAAAAAUGUUUAAUUUAUUAUGUUAGUUUUAACAACGAAGUUUCUUUUUUACUAUA
This is a messenger RNA of Belonocnema kinseyi, 1357 nucleotides long. RefSeq names its product enhancer of split mgamma protein-like. NCBI's taxonomy places the organism in Eukaryota, Metazoa, Arthropoda, Insecta, Hymenoptera, Cynipidae. Gene Ontology annotation, biological process: regulation of neurogenesis; regulation of transcription by RNA polymerase II; anterior/posterior pattern specification. Bases 241 to 1092 code for a protein of 283 amino acids. The transcript is spliced from 4 exons. Gene Ontology annotation, cellular component: nucleus. Gene Ontology annotation, molecular function: protein dimerization activity; DNA-binding transcription factor activity, RNA polymerase II-specific; RNA polymerase II cis-regulatory region sequence-specific DNA binding. The record is from RefSeq and is a predicted model, not a curated record.